AUGUUUGAACAUAUGCCAAAUGCUCGUAUUGUUGAUACAGUUUUACCAAUAGCUCAAAAUUUAUUUCGUGCACAUGCUGCACCAGUCACAUUUUUAUAUCAUACUUUAUUUGUAUAUGAAAAAAAAUUACGAGAAAAAUCAAAUUUUCGACAAUCACUUAUUAUUGGAACAAUUGGAAAUAUUUAUCAAAUGCGUAAAAUGGAAUGGUGUUUUUCAAAUAAUUUUACAUCUUAUGUAGAAAAUUAUCUUCGUCUUGAUGGAGAAAAACGACAAUUACCAUCGCCGAUAUUUAAUUCACGUUAUGCUAUCGAUUUAUUACAUAAACUUGUUGAUGCUAUUUAUGAAAAAAAUUCUUAUGAAUACAAUAUUGAUUGGCGUUAUAAUGAAUUUGCAAAUCCAUCAUUACAAUUGAUACAUUGUUUAGCUAUUGAAAUAUUUUUUUAUACGGGACAAGAAAAUUUUAAUCCAUGGAAAUUAUUUGCUGAACCAUUUAUAACAGCAGAUGCUUUAAUUCCUCGAGUACAUUUUUUAAAAUAUCUUAAUGCUAUGGGCCUUCUCUUCUCGGCAUUGCCUGACUUUUAUUGGUCUCAAUUAUUCGAACGAAUGUAUCAAAUAUUUGAACAUCCACUUUUAUUACGUUGUUCACCAACUGAUAUAAUGGAUUUACUUAAUUUUCGUGAACGUUUUUGUACACAUACAGAAAAUAUGGUCUGCUGUUUUGUAGCUGUUGUUCAUUCUAUAUGGCUUCAUGGUAGUAUAAGUCAUUUACAACCAUUUCUUCAUUUGGUUCAAACACAACUUUUACAAACAAUAAAAACUGAAAAUCAAUUAUUAUUAGCAUUUCAAUUAAUUGGACCUUUUCUUCAACGUAUACAAACUGAAUCAACAAAAUUAUUACUUGAAUUUGUUAUUGUUCCUUAUGAUCUUAUUGCACGUGUUGAUAAUCAUCAACAAUCAUUUAUAAAUGUUGAUACAAUAGCAAAUUUUCUUUAUCAUAUUAAAUAUAUUGUUGUUGGUGAUGCAAUACGUGAUCGUAUUGAAACAGUUGUUAAUAAUCUUCAUUGUGAAAAACUUCGUUCACGUCUUCAUUUUCUUUGUGCCAAAACAGACGUUUCAUCAUCUAUACAUUCUCAAGGAUCUGUAACAGCUGCAACACCAUCAUCAGUAACAACAACUGAUCCUCCAAAUUCAAAUGUACCUAGUCAUGGACAAAUAAAACCAGGAACAUCUACAAUGCAAAUGCAAUAUACAACAACAGCAAUGCAAGCACAAUCAUAUGGUGUACCACCACAAAAUAUUCAACAAAAUUUUCAAUUAACAACUAAUAUGACUAAUACUAUGGGAUCGGAUGGAAUUCAACAACAACGAUAG
Molecule: messenger RNA, 1371 nt
Organism: Rotaria sordida
Lineage: Eukaryota; Metazoa; Rotifera; Eurotatoria; Philodinida; Philodinidae
Source: the annotation of a GenBank genome assembly